Lathyrus sativus (Indian pea) is the source of this 1110-nucleotide messenger RNA. NCBI's taxonomy places the organism in Eukaryota, Viridiplantae, Streptophyta, Magnoliopsida, Fabales, Fabaceae. The record is from the annotation of a GenBank genome assembly.
AUGGUGCAGAACAACAUGAAAGGGCGUUUUGACCGAUUCGAAUGUGAUAGAGAAGAAGAAUUAUCGUUUUUCAGGGAACUGAAGAAACGUCAGAAUGAAUAUUUCCCAAGCCUCUGUGCUUCUGAAGAGUAUGAAUGUGACACUAACUAUGGUGCUAAUGGUAUCAUUGAAGGAAAGUUUUCACUUUAUAGAAUUCCAUCAGGGAAGAAAGAAUCUAGACUUGAGUUUCUUGAAACAAAAAACAAAAGCGACUUUGAUUGGUUGAAAACACCACCAGCAACUCCUCUGUUUCCAUCUCUAGAAAUGGAACCUAGUGCCAAACUCGUCGUUCAGAAAGAGCUACCUAUUGCUCACCUUAUCUCAAAAGCACAGUUUGCAAAGAGUGAUGUGGAGCCACUAAAACCAAAGGCAAAUCAAACCAACACAGCUAAAUCAUCAAAGCUUCCCAUGAGAUCAAUAACACCAAGUUAUAACAGACAGAGACCAAACUUGAUUAAAAAUACAAAUGAUGCUACCACCAAAAAAGAACAUGAUGCUACUACAAACAACACUAAAUAUCCUAAUCCUCAAAAACAAAUCAACAAUGUUGAAGCAAAUGAACCCCAAACGAAACCUAGAACUAGAGGUGCGUCUCCAUCAUUGAAACUCAAAGGUUCAAAUAUUGUGAUAGAACUCUCGAACGAGACACCGCAAAAUUUGAGGACAGAUAAAAGAUCAACUUCAAAUACAAGAGGAAGAAGCACUACAAGAGGAUCUUUAGUCGGAGCGUCUCAAAAUCAUGAUACUACUCCAAAAACUACAAGAGGAAGAAGCACUACAAGAGGAUCUUUAGUUGGAGGGUUUCAAAAUCAAGAUCCUUCUCCAAAGGCAUGUAGACCGUCAAGGUCACCAUCGCCAAGCAUGUCAAAGUAUGGUUUCAAUCAAUUUGACAGAACGCAAAAGAAUGUUAAGACACAAAAAGAAACAUUUACUCUAGGUGCGGCGACUAAUGAAAACAGAUCACAUUUUAAAGGAAGUAAGAUGGUUGAGAGAGUGGUGAAUGCUAGAAAAUCUGGUAGCAAUCAUGCCGAAAGAGAAGCAACACUAAAGCCUAUCAAGUAUAGGGUAUGA